AUGGCGGAUUCCAACGAUUACCGAACGUACUACGGCCAGUCCGGCAGCCGUCCAACGUCCUCACAGGCCGCGACCGGUCGCUACGAAGGUUACAGCUCUCAACCGACCCCGGGACAAGCCCAACAUCUACCGAGGCGGGUACCAAGCUAUAAUGCGGGCGACGACUCCCAACUUCUCACGUCACCCCGGGCAGCGAGCGCGCAAACAACCGAGUCAACCGCGAGACACUGGACGCAAACAGGUGGAUAUGGCCGCAGCGGGGCCCAAGGUGGCUAUCAUGUUGCGCCAGGGGGCUACGACGAUGAACGUGAGCAGUCGGUGUUUGCGCGCACUCCCUCGGAGCAAGCUCACGUGUCGCCCACUCGUGCGUCGUCGCAAUCAAGCUCGGCCGGCUACGGUUACCAGUAUCCAGCUUCCUCGAAUCAAUUGGCCUAUAACCCCCAGCAAUAUGGGCUACCGCAGUCGCAAACGCAGCCGAAUCUCAGUUAUAAGCCGCCGAGCUAUCAUAGUCCGACCAGCAAUGGGCCUUAUGCAAAUACUGGAUCCCACCAUCAGCCUUACAACCCGGCAGCCUACCAGCAGUCUGCGGGUGCAAGCCUAAAUUCGCCAGUCCUCGCACGGCGACCGAGCGAAGCGACGCAUUAUGCUCCAGCGCCGCCCACGCCUCAGUCCUAUGGGUUCUCAUCGCAGUACCAACAGCCCCCUAUGCCUCCUCCUCGUGGGACGGAUCACCCGUACGGCAGUCGAGCCGCUGGAUACGGUCCGUCGCCCACCUCCCCCGGCCGGUCGACCUCCACGACUGGUUCUACGAUUUACCAAGCAAUGCCCUCACCCACAAUGGCGAAUUAUCCCAGUACCAGCCCUUCUUCAGCCGCAUACCUCCCCUCAUCCGCCUCGCGUCCUUCCUUCCCAGUUGCCUUGGGAAUCGGCUCUGAGCCGCCGUUCUCACCAACAAGCACGUCCGUGGGCAGUAAUACUUAUGAUGAGCAGCCGCCACGACCCCCUGCUCACCAGUUUCAAGGCAGCGGAACAUAUGGAAGCCGUCCCAGCAUACCUUAUUCGGCUUCUGCACGUACACUUCCGAACCCACCCAUGCUUCCAGACUUGCCCAGUCUUCCUCCGCGUCGAACGGAGACCUUGAACAGACACCCGCAAGCACGGCCCUUGCCGGGCCCUCCCAUUGAUACUGAGCCUGACUGGACGAGGUUACCUGACAACACGGGCCGGGUGCCUAAUGACGAGUUAAUGAGAGAGCUGGAGACCGCAGUGAUGAACACCCAGGCGACUUUUGCUCGGCACAACAGUGCGCGGAGCGCGCUCAGCAACGCGAGACAAACUGAGCGUCUGACGCCGGAUGAACAACAUACUCACACAAACAGCAACAUCUCCGAGGUACAUAUCAACUACUCCGCCUACAGCGCCGACAGUGAUGCCGAGGCGGAGACGGGCCUGGCAAUGCUAAGGAUGGCAGAGGAGGAAGAGCAAGCUCGCCAAGAGAGAGAAAGAAUGAGAGGUCGUAGCCGGCGCUUGACAAAUGCGUCUGCUACGAGCGCCCGCUCUUUUGGCUCCCAGGCGUCAGGACGGGGUCCGUCACCUCAGCAAUCGUCUCCGAGAGCCACGUUUUCACAGGGGCCAUCUCCUCUCCCAUAUUCUGACAAUGACCACUUUGUGGGGCAUGACCUGGCGCUUUACGAAGGCGGAUAUCAAGGCAACUUGCACUACGGAGACGAGCCUUCUUACACCUCCGAAGAAUGUCCUGGAUCUCAGGUGAACGGGAGUCUUGGUCGGCAUCAUGACUCUUUUAGAAGUUCGCACCAGUCCAACGAGGAACAAAGCGAAUAUCAAGAUGAAUACGAACAUCCAGCAAUUGCGUACGAGUACGCCAAUCGAUUGCAUAACUUUUCGUCCAACGCACGAGUGGAUGCUCUUGGCACCGGUGGUUUGUCCGCCCCAGGACAUUAUGACCGUCGGAUGAGCUUCGAUUAUGGGGAAGAUACUGAAGGCCCAUAUGAUCAACAGCAGGCAGAGGACCAGUCAGGAGACGAUAGUUCAUAUAACGAUGCUCCUGCAGAGCUUUUCUUCCACCCUGGGAUGCGCCCGCUCCCGCCUGCACCGGUGGAAGCAGCUGGACAAACAGACCUCUAUAGCCAUUUGAUGCCCGCAGGCACAUACCGACCCCCAGAUGAGGAUCAAACCCAGGAAUAUGACCAGUACAGACAAUCCUCCCCCGUUGCAGCAUCCGUGAACUCGUAUGGAGAGCAGCUGCUCAUUCCAUCUCAAGUUCCGCGGUCGUCAUCUUUAUCCGCCCCUAGUGGACCUCGUACUGAUGCCCCUAUCAGGUCAAAGACCGAUGCGGACCGUGCCAAGUACAAACAACAACAGGAAUACCUUUGGCAGCUUCAGAACAAGGAGCUUCCCAGAAUUGACCCUGCUGAGGCAGCUGCGCACGCGCCACUGGAUCUACCCGCUAUCCCAGCAGCUCGGCGCAAGAAGUUCAACCCCGCAAAACUUUCUACGGAGCAAUUCAAAAAAUGCACAGAGCCGUGGGCUUUAAGCGCCGUUCUGACCUGGAUCAAGGAUCUCAGUCAAGAUGAGACUGACCUGCGCCAGCAUGCUAUUGUGGAUGCAAUCGUUGCGCUUUUCACCCACAAGGUCCCAACGAUGAAUAUUGCAGAUGCAGAGACUCUGGCGGCACGCGUUGUCUCAAGUAUGCUCGACAAUGGAGCGCUAGUUAAGGACGAGGAGUGGGUCAAAUUCGGCCACGGUCAGAUCUCUGGCGUCUUGUUCCAGAUCACGGGAACAGGAUGCUAUUCGUCCAGGCUACACGAACAGGAGGUGCAUAUCCAAGAUACUGACGUGCUGGGGCGGUGUUACUCUCACCACUGUAUGCGCACGUUGAGGAAGGUCAAUCUCAGAGCGCAGAUGAUGGCGCCUCAAAAGAAGAUUGAGGACUGGGUGACAUUCUACCAAGUGCCCAAAGAUGUAUGGGAAACCUAUCCAAAGAAGGAGAUCGAUCGUCAAAACAAUCUUCACGAAAUUGUCACGACCGAGGACGCCUACAUUGGUCAACUCGAUGUUCUGAGGGAACUGUACCGUGACCAACUCGCCCAGAUGAACCCUCCUAUCAUCCCGGCCAAGCGACUCGAGAAGUUUUUGACCGAGGUUUUUGGCAAAGUGGAUGCUGUGAAGCGAGUGAACGAGGACUUUCUCCUCGCUCAGCUAAAAUAUCGUCAAAAGGAGCAAGGCCCAUUUAUCGCAGGGUUUAGCGAUAUUUUCCGCGAGUGGAUUCGGAAGGCGAAGAACGUGUACAUCGACUAUGCGGCGACUUUCCCUCAUGCCAAUUAUUUCGUCCGCCGCGAAUCUGAACGAAACCCGCAGUUCAGGGCUUUCUUGAACCAGGUGCGCGAGCAUAAGCUUUCCAACAGAUUGAGUUGGGACACCUUCCUCAAAGCUCCUAUCACUCGCAUUCAACGCUACACCCUUUUGCUCGCAACAGUGCAUAAGAAUAUGGCCAAAGAAUCCGAGGAGAAGACCAACCUGGCUCAAGCGAUCGAAGAGAUCAAGGUUGUGGCAUUGGAGUGUGACAAUAAAGUGGGAGAGCAGAGCAGGCAAACCGAUUUGAUGGAUCUUGCGAGCAAGUUACAGCUUCGUCCCGAGAUGAAGAAAGAAGUUGAAUUGCAUCUUGACCACCUGGGUCGCGAGAUCAUCUUCCGAGGUGACCUACAGCGACCAGGGACGAGGACCCGUUUCCUUGUCGACACUCAUGCCAUUCUCUUCGAUCAUUACCUCGUUCUUGCCAAGUCAGUGACUGCAAGGGACGCCCGGAGCGCCAAGUAUGAGCGUUACGACGUUUCCAAAUUACCAAUUCCAAUGGAUCUUCUCGCGCUCGAGAGCACAAACGAUGAUCCAGUAGUCAAAUCGUCCGUUCGCGGAGUUGCUACUAUAACUCCAGCCCAAGGUGCUGCGAUUCCGUCAGCAAAUGCGGCUGGCAUUACGGCUAAUGGUGGAGGGGUUUCUCUGGAUACCAAAGAUGACAAGAUUCUGUAUCCUUUCAGAAUCAAACAUCUUGGCAAGACGGGCACUUACACUCUUUAUGCGUUCUCCGCCAGUAGUCGUCUCGAGUGGUGUCAAAAGAUCAUCGAAGCUAAGACCAAGCACGCGGCCGCGUUGUUCUCUCAAAAUGCCGAGCCCUUCAGGCUUCGAGUUCUUGCCGAUACUGCGUUUGCUUAUUCGGAUCAAUCGCACGGAUCUAAGAGUGUUAUGAUUCAAGGGACCCCAUUGCAUCGAGCCAUCGUGGAGGUCGACAAGAAGUACCAAGGCGAGGGUAGACCUCCACCUGUCGGCAGGACCGUCGUGAAAUGCGCCACAGUCUUCCAACAGCCUCCUGGGAGAAUGAUGUGUGCGAUCGGCACUGACUUUGGCGUUUACAUGUCUGAUCUCAGCAACCCGCGAGGUUGGCAUCGGGCUAUCCCUAUUAUGCGUGUCACGCAGAUCGCUGUCUUUGAGGACUUCAAUCUCUUCCUAUUGAUUGCAGAUCGCUCUCUGAUUGCAUAUCAUUUGGAUGUGGUGUGUCCAGCAAGUGGCAUUUCGUCAAAGGCAAAGGAUUCUGCCCGUCGAGCUCCCCAGAAGCUCUCCGGCAAUCGCGAAGUGGGCUUCUUCGCGGCAGGCCGGAUGAAGGACCGCUAUUUGGUCCUGUAUAAGAAACGCGACGGCCUAUCAUCCACGUUCAAGGUGCUCGAGCCCAUUCUACAAAAGUCAUCUCCCAACAGGGCCGGCAUCUUCCAGUCCCGUCGUUCACAAACCGAGUUCUUCCGAGAAUAUGACGAGUUCUAUAUUCCUGCCGAGUCCUAUGGAAUCAACAUGUUCCACUCCUCACUUGCAAUCUCCACCCAGCGCGGAAUCGAAGUUCUCACGCUCGACAAGAAGCAGUCCUGGUCUGUACCUGAUUUUCGCUCCGCUAUUGCCGACGCCACCGACACAUUGCACAGCAUUGCACAGCGCAUCAAAGACCUCCGGCCCCUGGGCAUGUUCCGACUCAGCAAGAUCGAAUUCCUGGUCGCGUACCAGGAAUGCGCAGUCUAUGUCAAUAAGCACGGCGAUGUGUCCCGAGGUGUUGUCAUGGAGUUUGUGGGUAGUGCCCACACGGCGUGUCUGUACGGGGCUUUCCUCAUCCUGUUCAACGAUGACUUUAUCGAAGUUCGCAACGCGGAGAACGGCCGUCUGAGACAAGUCAUUCCCGGCCAUAAUGUGGUCUGUCUGGAUGAUGGUAACAAGACGUCUGGCAUCACAGGGAGAGCCGAUGCAGAUAAUAUGAGUGGAUCCGCCAACGGUGUCUCAACGAGUCCAGGGAAUACGGUGAAGAUAUGCAUGCAACAUCCUCAAUACGAACGGAGUCAGAUCGUGCUUGAACUCAUUGAAAAUGAGGGACAGAAGGAAUAG
Molecule: messenger RNA, 5439 nt
Organism: Penicillium diatomitis
Lineage: Eukaryota; Fungi; Ascomycota; Eurotiomycetes; Eurotiales; Aspergillaceae
Product: putative Rho guanyl nucleotide exchange factor
Exons: 2
Coding region: 1-5439 (1812 amino acids)
Molecular function (GO): guanyl-nucleotide exchange factor activity
Source: RefSeq, a predicted model, not a curated record